CCUUCAUCAUGGGUGGAACAAGACACCACCAUCUCCUCUUUGUCCAUGGCCUUCUCCUCCUCCUUCUGGUGUGGUCAUCAACCCACCACAACCACAGCACCCACGCCAUGCCACCACCACCCCCAACUCAAUGUAAUGCAACAGGUUGCAUACUGAGCAACUGCUAUGGCAUAUGGGGUGACCGAAAGGAUUGCUGGGUUCCAAGUAUCAUCACCUACCCAACAACAGAGGAAGAACUCUUAUCUGCAGUUGCCCAUGCCAACCGCAACAAACUCAAGCUCAAAGUGGUGAGUGGUUCACACACCAUCCCAAAACUGGCCUGCCCAGGAGAAAAAUCCUCGUCCUCGCCUGGAAAUGGAAAUGCAGUCCUAAUAAGCACAGCUCUGUAUAAUUCCAGUGUUGUCAUUGAUGUAGCAAAUCUCAGUGUCACAGCUGAUGCAGGAGUCUCACUCCGGCAACUAAUUGAUAAGGUAGAAGAAGCUGGUUUCAGUUUAGUGUCAUCUCCAUAUUGGGAAGGGGCUAGUGUGGCAGGAAUCAUAACCACAGGCUCACAUGGGAGUUCAUGGUGGGGUAAGGGAGGCUCUGUUCAUGAUCAUGUCCUCGCAAUUACUCUUGUAGUUCCUGCCACACAAUCUCAGGGUUACGCUAAAAUUAUCAGACUUGAUGCUCAAGAUCCACUCUUCAAUGCAGCAAUAGUUUCACUGGGAAUGUUAGGCAUUGUCUCAAAGGUAAAGCUCUCUGUAGAACCAAGGUUCAAAAGAAGUAUCACCUUCAAUUUCACGGACGAUGCUCAUUUUGAGGAUGAAUUCAUGGACCAUGCACGGAGACACGAAUUUGCAGAUAUCACCUGGUACGCAUCAAGGCAUACAGCAGUGUACAGGUACGAUGAUCGAGUUCCAUUAAACAGUGCCGGAGAUGGAGUAUAUGACUUUGUUGGGUUCCAGCCUAACCCUGUUUUGGUCUCCAGUACAGUUCGUGCUUCAGAGAAAGCAUUUGAGUCUGCGAAGAAUAUCAAUGGGAAAUGCACAUUGGCAGCUUCAUUUGUGGGAUACAAGAAAUUAAUUGCCAAUGGCCUGAAAAAUAACAACCAAAUCUUCACAGGGUACCCAGUUGUUGGUUAUCAGGGUAAAAUGCAAACUUCUGGUUCCUGUCUAUACUCACCCACGACAGACACAUUGAGUUCAUGUGCUUGGGAUCCCAAAAUCAAAGGGCUCCUCUUCUAUGAAACGACAGCAAUCUUUCCUACUUCAAGGUUUGCAGAUUUCAUUCGUGACAUAAAGAAACUAAGAGACCCGAAACCAGAAAAUUUCUGUGGAUUGGAUAUCUACAACGGAUUUCUGAUACGCUUCAUAAAGGCUUCUGGGGCAUAUCUAGGUCAAAGUGAGGAUUCUGUUGUUGUUGAUUUCAACUACUAUCGAGCUGAUGACGCUUCUACACCAAGGCUGAACCAAGAUGUCUGGGAAGAGGUAGAGCAGAUGGCAUUCUUCAAGUAUGGAGCUAGACCACAUUGGGCCAAGAACAGAAAUCUAGCAUUCGUAGGUGUAAAACAGAAGUAUCCCAAGUACAACAAAUUCCUUGCAGCCAAAAAGCAAUUGGACCCUCAAAACAUAUUUUCUAGUGAUUGGUCAGAUGAUAUACUCUAUGGUAAAGAAGCAGCAAAAGGUGAAGGAUGCGCCUUGGAGGGACAAUGCAUAUGCUCAGAAGAUAGACACUGUAACCCAGGCAAAGGGUAUUUCUGCAAACCAGGCCUUGUUUAUACAGAAGCUCGGGUAUGCAGAUACUCUCCAUCCUCCAUGACCUAAAACAUUCCAGCAGAGUUUGAUGUCUUUGCUAUAGAACUGUUUAAGGAACAAUGAGUUAUGUAAUUGUUUCUGGUGAGAAAAUCAAUCAAAAUAACCAAUUUGGA
This is a messenger RNA of Telopea speciosissima, 1906 nucleotides long. Its product is annotated as L-gulonolactone oxidase 3. NCBI's taxonomy places the organism in Eukaryota, Viridiplantae, Streptophyta, Magnoliopsida, Proteales, Proteaceae. Gene Ontology annotation, molecular function: FAD binding; D-arabinono-1,4-lactone oxidase activity. Bases 9 to 1802 code for a protein of 597 amino acids. The transcript is spliced from 3 exons. The record is from RefSeq and is a predicted model, not a curated record. Gene Ontology annotation, cellular component: membrane.